Molecule: messenger RNA, 699 nt
Organism: Bursaphelenchus okinawaensis
Lineage: Eukaryota; Metazoa; Nematoda; Chromadorea; Rhabditida; Aphelenchoididae
Source: the annotation of a GenBank genome assembly
AUGCGGCUUCUGGUGGUGAUUGUUUUGUUCGCGGUAAGUUAUUACAAUAAAAUAAAUAACCUUUCACUGUAAGAUGAUUAAUCCGGCCAAUUUAAGUGAGCUUGAAGUAUGUGAGAACUGUCAGAAGGUGCUGUACAUCACCUCCUUGUACUACAACAAACAACGCUCAAAGCCCUUUCUUCGCAGAAAGGUCAAGCACCUAUGCAAACGAUACUAUGAGGUAUGCAAAACUGUAAAAGUAAACCAUCUUUUCGUUCUUCGUGCUUGAGUACAGAAAAAAUUGUCUAAAACAACCGAAAAUUAUAUUUUUGAUCACGCUUUUUGAAGUUUCUAGAUAGUGUCUGCCGAAACUAUUAACCUACACUAUCUAAAGUGAAAACAAUAAAAAUUUCAUAAUGAGACAGUCAUAUUGGUACAAAAAGCAAUUUAGUUUUUACAAAAUGACACAAAAUCCAAUAUUCUCGUAGUAAAAUACCACACUUUCAGUACCGAAGACACUGCUUGGUCACUCUCGUCCCAAAAGCCGACCUAAUUGCUUUUACCAUUGAUAACGCCCUAGAAGGGGGUCAGUAUCAGCCAUCCGAGACCUGCACUUUAAUCUCCGAAUGCGAUAAAAAUCAAGCUCCGAUGAACUUCAGCGAAAUUAAUGUGGACGAGCUGGAUGGAAGUGGACUGGAUUUAUUUUUUGACCUGGACUAA